Messenger RNA from Lolium rigidum, 1065 nucleotides. Its product is annotated as oxoglutarate dehydrogenase inhibitor-like. Lineage: Eukaryota; Viridiplantae; Streptophyta; Magnoliopsida; Poales; Poaceae. The record is from RefSeq and is a predicted model, not a curated record. Bases 94 to 753 code for a protein of 219 amino acids. Gene Ontology annotation, molecular function: protein binding; mRNA binding. The transcript is spliced from 4 exons.
CUCCUAUCUCCUCCAGUGAUGAUCGUCCCAGUCUCUGCCUGAGCAACACACGAAUUUUAUCCAUCCAUCCCUGACUGCUGCUGUUCGUCGCAAAUGGAAGCGGCAGCCGCUACCUCCUCCCCCUUGCUGUCGCUCUCUGGCGCAAGGAGGUCGCCGACCCUUCUCCGCUGCUCCCCGGCGCCAGCUAGGCCUCCUCCCUACCGAUGUAGCAGCUACUACACCGGCGCAGAGCGGCAGCUAGUCUACCUCACCAGCACAAGCAGCAGGGGCUUGUCCUUGAGGUGCUCCGCCGCCACCGCCGGCAGCACGUCGACGGAAGGAUGGCUUCUCGAGCCCGCAGGUGACGGCGACUGGAAACACAUCGGCUACCGCGUCGAGCGCCGCGGUCCGAUCGAGAUCACCUCUUCUGACGUGGUGACCGUGGGCAGGGUUCCAGAGAGCGCUGACAUCGUCAUCCCCGUCGCCACGGUUUCCGGCGUGCACGCUCGGCUGGAGAAGAAGAAGGACGGGAGCCUGGUGGUGACAGACAUGAACAGCACCAACGGCACCUACAUCAACGAAAGGAAGCUGGUGCCAGGGUUCCCCGUGGCCGUCAACUCCGGGAGCCUCCUAAUCUUCGGUGACAUUCACCUAGCAAUGUUUCGUGCGAGAAAGGCACUCUUCCAAGUGCCUGCCCCAGACGAGACUGGAGAAAAUGACGAGCAGGAAGUAAACAAUGAGGUACUAGCAAGCGUAACUGAAGAAACAAGCUAAGCUACAACCCUACAUCCCAAAUAAGAGUGGAAGAUGUAUAUCUGUAGCUAGAAAGGAGGAAAGUUGAUGUCCCAAAUAAAAGGUAACUGAGUGAGGCAUUGCAAAAUUGUAUUGUACUUGUAGAGGUAAAGCAUAUUCAUCAGGUUUUGCUGAACUCAGAAACGCAAGACAAAACCGAAACCUGACCAUCCCAGACAUCCACUGCCAGAAUAGAACAUCAUAACAGAAGCUCCUUGUCUAAUGAGCAAAGUUUCUUCCUAAGAAAUGCCAAGCGCAAUACAAAAUCUAAAGGCUGUAUGGUCCAAAUGCUUA